Messenger RNA from Psylliodes chrysocephalus, 2204 nucleotides. The record is from the annotation of a GenBank genome assembly. Lineage: Eukaryota; Metazoa; Arthropoda; Insecta; Coleoptera; Chrysomelidae.
CGUAAUUCUAGUAUAGAAAUAAUAUGUAUUUGUAUUUUUUAUGCAUAUUAGAACUAUCAAAUUUUAUUUGAUUAUUAUUGCAACUCGUUGUGCAUCCAGGAAACGAUAAAAAAUUAAGAAGAAAAACAUAAAGGAUUCUGUCAAUAUGACAUUGAUAGGACAUCAUCUUCUGGCAUUGAUAUAAGAGAACGUGGGGUUUUAGAUAUUAAAUGUAUAUAUUCCAAUUUGGUUCAUUAUUAGAUGCAGUGAUCGAAUUGAUAUCUUCAUUCAUAUAUUCAAAAUUUAGGUAAUGUCAGAAAGUGAAGAGGAUUCAAUGAGUGGAGCUGACUGGCCCGUGACCGAAGAAUGGCUGCAAGCAGUUUUGAAGGAGCACCACAAGGAUAUGCCGGAUCCCACGAUGAUAACCGUUCUGGAUUUCACGGUCAGGCCGGGCUGCGAAAGCGGCGAAAGUGUCCUUAGCGAUAUUUUAGCGGUGGCCGUUAAAUACAAUUUAAGGGUAGGACCUACAGGAGUAACGCACAGCUUAAGUUUUAUAAUAAAACUUUUGCCACAGGAUCCGUUCAGUAGAUUUUUCGUGACCGAAGCUCAAUUCGAUCUUAGGGAGAUAAAAUUUUACACGCAAGUCGUGCCCGAACUACAAUUAUUUAAGCAAAAAACAAGUGACUCAGAAGAUGUAAGAAUCCCGAUUCCAAAAUGUUAUUACGCCCAUUAUACAGCAGGAACAAAUGAUCCUGACCCCACACCACCCGAAUCCGUCCUAGUACUAGAAAACAUCAAACCCUUGGGCUACAACAGCGCCGACUUCGCUAGAGGUCUGACCCUUCGUCAAACGAAAGCAGCCGUAGAAGCGAUAGCUCAAAUACACGCCCUUUCGCUUUGCCUCAAAGUGAAAGAAGGAAAAGGGCUAUCAGAACGCUACCCGUUCCUGUUCCAAACCAACAGAGCAUCCGAUUCCUACCAACAAUUAGUAGAAAGAGGUUUGCCGCAACUGUCCCAAUUUCUAGAACGCAAGAAAGGUCUGGAGGACGUGCUGGCCGCUUUGAACGAGCUCCGAGCUUACACCAAGGACAUCAUCGAGAAUUUACUAGCUCCUGAGGAGCCGAUGGCUCUUAUCACCCAUACGGACUUCUGGUGCAACAACCUUAUGUUCAAGGAAGACGAAGACAGCUGCAUAUGUUCCAUUCUCGACUGGCAAAUGGUGACCUACAGUCGUCCGACCAACGAUCUGGCCCUACUUCUUAACAGCAGCGUUCCAGCUGAGCUCAGGAGACUCCACAGCAGCUCUUUACUAGACGAAUACUGGAACGCAUUGACGGAAACGUGCAGAAAAUUGAAGUUAGACGUGGAAGGCGAAUUGGGAUACGAUCGAAAAAAGUUGGACGAGGAUUUCAAGAAGUCUCAGUUGUUGGCCCUGCUGCUGUGCAUAGGGUCGGUCGAUUUGGCCAUCGGUAACGCACAAAUGGAGGAGAGAUUGUUAGAAUUGCUUAAAGAUUUGCACGAGGAUGGACUGCUCAAUGCCGAUAUUGCGAUAAAAGCUCAAAAUUAAGGCAUCACGUGUUUUUUUUCUCGAAUAAUUCCAUCAAGUAAAUUAAAUAAUCGAUAUUUUGGCUUGUUCUAUUUAUCAAACAUAUCACAAAUGUUUUCAUCUAUAUUAAACAUAGUAUAAUUACUGAUGCUAAACGUAUUUUUAUUUUCAAUAGUUGUACCGACAUGCAAGAGUUGUUUUUGAAGUUUGAUAUAAACAAAAAUGGUUUCCCAUCACAGAAAGAAAUUAAUGCUCAUAUUAAGCAAAAAAUAAGCAUUUUCGAGCUUGUUUUUGAGCCACAAUCUUUAAGAAAUUUUUAAGUACGCAUGCUAAAAAAUUGUUGAUUUUUUUUUAAAUUAACGUUGGUGCUUAUUUAUAGCUUUUGAUUUAAAAAUUGAAGACAGUCUAAGCAAAUUCUCAUUUCUUCACAAAAUUACAAGUGGAGUAUGAUUUUAGAGCAGUUGAAUAAUUUUUUCUCGUCUACCUCGACUUUUUUAGAUCUAUUAUGGAAUAUGUGAUGAGUCAGAAGUUGAAAGUAGGACAAAGCUGGUCUGUUGAUUGUUUGCGCUAGUGUUCUUAUUUGUUUGAGAGCUAUUGUCAGCAUAUCUUUAUGUCUUCAAGAGUUGGAUGUGCGAAUAAUAUCAGUCUAAGAUAAAAACGGAGCUGAUAGAUUUUGAGU